AUGACUAUGAGCUCAGAAAUUGCCGGUGCUAUUGAAGAAGACGAAGACAUGUUCGAUCAAGAUCUUAAGGGGGCAGAAGGAGUCCAAGUUAAUGCAAUAGAACCUUCCAGGAUACCUAAGUUCUCUGUUAAUGGAGCUAAAUCUCCGAAUGCUGAUUUAACUCUAUCUCAAAGAAUGUUGAGCGCAUGUGCAGGAUCACUACUAACAUCUCUGGUUGUAACCCCUUUUGACGUUGUAAGAAUUAGAUUGCAACAGCAGGAACUACUCUAUCCUGUUCAGUCUGAAGGUACAACUUGUUGUAGGAAAGUAUUUUGGGAAAAUCAGCCAAAUGAGAAACCUAUGGGCUCCAUCAAAGGCAACUUCUGCCAACCAAACACCUGUUUUCAAGAAGGAGAUAAAAUAAGCGGGACUUUUCAAGGAAUAAAGAAAAUAUCUUCACAGGAAGGCUUUACUACAUUAUAUCGAGGAUUGGGACUAACAUUGGUUAUGGCCAUACCUGCCAAUGUUGUGUAUUUUUCAGGUUAUGAAUUCCUCAGAGAUUCUUCCCCGUUCAAGCAAUCAAAUCCAGUUUUGAAUCCAUUAAUGUGUGGAUCAAUAGCUCGUGUAUUAGCAGCUACGUCUGUUGCGCCUCUUGAGUUGAUAAAAACCAGAACACAGGCUGUACCAUCCUCGCAAGGUAUGACUUCGGGCGGUAUCUUAAGAAUGGUUGUGAGAAAUUCAAUUAAUGAUGUUAAACAGCGAGGCUUAUCAUCCAUAUUCAAAGGUUUGGGGCUAACCUUGUGGAGAGAUGUUCCAUUUAGUGGUAUAUAUUGGUCAACGUAUGAGUAUAUUACACAUGCCUUAAAGAAAGAUAUGUAUAUUGGUGAAUCGAACAACUACAUCAACAGUGACUCUUCCCUUUUUCUCAGAUCAUUUAUUGGUGGCUCACUUGCUGGUAUUACCGCUGCAUUUUUCACAAAUCCCUUUGAUGUAGGAAAAACAAGAAUGCAAGUUUCCAUGGAAGAUGAGAAGAAAAUGGGAAGUCUUGCCUCAAAAACCAAUUCGAAAGAUACCAUCUUUAAAUUCAUUUCACAGAUAUACAAAAACGAGGGAAUUGGCGCAUUAUAUGUUGGUUUGGUUCCAAGAAGUCUGAAAAUUGCCCCAGCAUGUGCAAUCAUGAUUUCCAGUUAUGAGAUGACAAAAAAGUUUUUCAAAGAGAAAUCAGCUUGA
Messenger RNA from Pichia kudriavzevii, 1209 nucleotides. RefSeq lists its product as uncharacterized. The transcript has a single exon. Lineage: Eukaryota; Fungi; Ascomycota; Pichiomycetes; Pichiales; Pichiaceae. The coding region runs from base 1 to 1209 and encodes 402 amino acids. The record is from RefSeq and is a predicted model, not a curated record. Gene Ontology annotation, biological process: mitochondrial transmembrane transport.